Molecule: messenger RNA, 2330 nt
Organism: Schistosoma bovis
Lineage: Eukaryota; Metazoa; Platyhelminthes; Trematoda; Strigeidida; Schistosomatidae
Source: the annotation of a GenBank genome assembly
AGUGGAUCAGAUAUAUAUUAUUCCCUUAUUAACUCUUAUUAAUUUUCCAUCUAUCGUCGGCCAAAUAUAUUAAUGUCCGAUACAAAACAUAAAAAAUGUGAAUGUUGUGAGGAGUAUGGAAAUGCUGUGGCUUCCGGAUUGUUUCGUAAAAAGGAAAUAGGACGUGAUAUGAAAGAACUACUCAAAACUGGUUUGAACCGAUGUUUAACAACAUUAGAUUUAAUAGCAUAUGGAUUAGGAUCCAUGCUUGGUGGGAGUAUAUACGUACUUACAGGUGCUGUAAUGAACAGAAGAACUGGGCCUGCAGUAUUUUUGGCAUAUAUACUGGCUGGAUGCGUGGCGUUACUUAAUUCUCUGAACUAUUCUGAAUUAGCAUGUCGUAUACCAAAGGCUGGUUCUUCAUAUACAUACAUAUAUUUUAUCAUGGGUGAAUUUCCUGCUUUUAUAACUGGGUGGGCAAUACUACUUGAGUAUAUACUAGGUAUAUCACUUGUUGCAAGAUGUUGGAGUAGUAUGCUUGACAGUCUUGCAGACAAUCAUAUAAGUAAAUGGACAAUACACAGUGUUGGUAGAUUAUCUCAUCCAGGUGGUGUAUUAGCUGAACAUUAUGACUUUGUCGGUGUAUUGCUGAUUAUUAUAUUGUCAGCUAUAUCUUGUUGUGGAGUUCGUGGCAGUGCAAAAGUGACAGCAGUUUCAAUUUUUGUAAAUGUUGGUGUACUAACAGUAACAUCAAUCUAUAUGUUUGUAUACAGCAAACCAGAAUAUUUAUAUAUCACCUCACCUAAUAUUACAGUAGAUAAAUUAUCGCCAAAUCCAAACUUUUUACCAUUUGGAAUACCAGGUUUAAUAGGUGGUACAGCAAUUUGUUUUAAUGUAUUCAUUGGUUUUGAUGCAAUAUCAACGUGUGCAGAAGAAGCUAAAAAUCCUAGUUACAGUCUACCUAGAGCGAAUGUUGUAGCCGUUAUAACUGUAGCAAUUUUGACCACAGUAUCUUCACUAGCACUAACUUUGUAUUACCCUUGGUUUCUUAUUAGUACCGAGAGUUCAUUUUUAAGUGCAUUAAAAGGUAAUACACUAAAUGGUGGACCAGAAAAUGUACGAACUGGAAUGUUUUACUUUGUUGGUGUUGGAUCAUUAAUUGGGUUAAUUGCCUGUUUAAUUACUUCAUUAGUUGCUGCACCAAGAAUUAGUUAUGCUAUGGCUCAAGAUGGUCUUAUUCCGACUAUCUGUUCUCAUCUUUGUCAACCUUUCAAAACACCUGCCAUUUCAACAACAUUCGUCACAAUUAUAACAGCCUUACUAACAUUGAUUUUCAGUGUGGAUAGUUUAGCCGAUUUUAUGAGCUUAGGGACGUUAAUCGCUUAUUCCAUUACUGCAAUAGCUAUUAUAUGUAUACGUUACAGAAAACAAACUGAUAGUCCACAAAUAUUGACUGAAACUGAUCAAAUAGAAACAGACAGAAUUGAAAAGGAUAAGACUGUUAAACAAGUGGAACAUUUCAAAAAACGUAUUGAUAAACCAGGAUUUGUAAAAUAUCCUUAUGCUCGUUGUAUACCUAAUUGUAUAUUGAAGAUUUUCAAUUCCGGUUCACCUGGUGAUACAGUUGUUAUGAUCAUGGCUACUUAUAUUGUAUUAAAUGGUGUUUUAAUUAUGUGUUUGACAAUAGGAGCGAAACAUGAAUUGUGGCCAAUAUGGAGAAUUGUUUGUGUAGUGUUCAUUUUAGCAUUACUGAUAUCCUGUAUAGUAUUGAUGAGCAUUUUUAAACAAUUUGGACCACCUUACAAAGGUUUGUUUCAACUUCCCUAUGUUCCGUUCAUCCCAUGUGCAACGUUAACUAUAAACGUAUUUUUGAUCAGUGAGCUUUCAUGGGUUACUUGGAUAAGAUUUACUAUUUGGAUAGUAAUCGGUCUGAUACUUUAUUUUGGAUUUGGAGUAAUGAACACAUAUCGACUAUCUAAAGAUAAUGAAAGUAACAAUUCACAAACUUAUCUACAUGAUCCAGAAGAUGAGAAAGAAUUCGAUAAAACUUACAUAUCUACAAAUAAUGCCACAUAAGAAGUCCUUUAUGAAUAGAUGGUGAUCACAAAACAGUUGGAUCCAAAUUUCUUGUAUUUUUCUUUUCAAACUUGUUUAUCUUCUUAAUUCGUUUAUAUUUUACCACAAAUAUUAUGACUUCAACUGAAAUUACUCCUAUCAUCUCAUUUGUAGAAACCAAGAGAUUGUCAUCCUCAGUACUCAAUGAUGAUAAAUAAUACUUAUAGCAAGGCAGUGAAUGAUACUUUGAAGUUUUGACUUAUCAAAAACCACAAUCUCUACAUUUUAUUUUACAC